AUGGCAGAUUCAAAAUGGAGUUUCUUUCCCAAAUCCGUAUCCGCACAGUUGAAACCAAACUCAAACCCUAGAACCGACAUCGAAAACGCCGAUCCAAACAUCCGUAUUCCGCGAAAUCAAUCUGUCUCUAAAUCACCCGCUUUCAGGAAUCAGAUCGAUUCAGCGUCUCGGCGAAGGGGAAUAUCGGCAUUGAAAACUAGCAAUGGAGUAGAAGAAGCCUCGAACCCACAUGUAAAGGUUGUGGUGAGGAUUAGACCUACAAAGGAGUAUUGCUGGACUGUGAAAAAAGUUUCCAAAGAUUCAUAUUCUGUUAGGGAUCGUCAAUUUACAUUCGAUUCGGUUCUCGACUCAAAUCUAAAUCAGGACGAUGUAUUUCAGCAAAUAGGUUUUCCUUUGGUUCGGGAUGCAUUAUCAGGUUACAACACUAGUGUGUUAUCAUAUGGGCAGAAUGGAAGCGGCAAGACCUACACAAUGUGGGGUCCAGCAGGUUCUAUGCUUGAAGAACCAUCUCCUAAAGGCGAGCAAGGACUCGCGCCUCGAAUCUUUCAGAUGUUGUUUUCUGAAAUCCAGAGAGAGAAGAUGAAGUCUGGAGGAAAAGAAGUGAACUAUCAGUGCCGUUGUUCUUUUCUUGAGAUAUACAAUGGACAAAUCAGUGAUUUGAUCGAUCAAACCCAGAGAAAUCUUAAGAUAAAGGAUGAUGCAAAGAAUGGUAUUUAUAUCGAGAACCUGACUGAGGAAUACGUAGAUAGUUAUGAAGAUGUAGCUCAAAUACUGAUGAAGGGACUUUCAAGCAGAAAAGUUGGAGCAACUAGCACAAGUUUUCAAAGCUCUCGAUCACAUGUCAUACUUUCUUUCAUUGUCGAGACUUGGAGCAAGGGAGCUUCAUCUAGAUGUUUCAAUACUACCAGAACCAGCAGGAUCAACCUUGUUGAUCUUGCUGGAGCGGGAUUAAAUGAACGUGAUGCAACUAAACAUUGUGUCGAGGAACAAAAAUUCUUGAAGAAAUCUCUAGCGGAGCUCGGACAUGUUGUAGAUGCUCUGGCGAAAAACGUCCACCCUGGAAUAUCUGACCGCAGUCUUCAUAAAACCUCAUGCUUGACGCAUUUAUUGCAAGAAUCGCUUGGUGGCAAUUCAAAACUCACUAUCCUGUGCAAUAUUUUACCGAGCGACAAAAACACAAAAAGAACAAUGAGCACCCUUCGAUUUGGUGAACGAGCUAAAUCCAUGGGAAACAAACCACUGAUAAAUGAGAUCUCAGAAGAAGAUGUGAAUGAUUUGAGUGACCAGAUUCGUCUUCUAAAGGAAGAACUUAUAAGAGCCAAAGCUGAUGCUUGUCAUUCUGUUGGGAGUAAAAAGGAUCAUUUCGGAGCAAAGAAUGCACGUGGAAAUUUGAAUCAACUAAGAGUUAGUCUUAACCGAUCUUUAAUGCUGCCAAAGAUUGAUAAUGACGAGGAAGAGAUAACGGUUGAUGAGGAUGAUGUAAAGGAAUUGCAUCGGCAGAUCAAGUCCUUGCGUGGUUCAUUCAACGAGAAACUAAAGAAGCUCCCUAUCUGCAGAGAGUCAGUCAGCUCUUCCUUUGUAACAGCAUUUGAUGAAUCAGAGCUAAUGGAUGAUGAUGAUGAGAUCUUUUCAGAAGAAAUAGAAACUGAAGAGAAAGAUUUGAAUGAAUCUUUCAAAGAACAUGACGACAACAAUGCUGCAGCAACAAAUAAAUCAACUGAGAAUUCCAGGAUAAAGGAAUAUGCGUCGGAAAACAGCAUAUCAAUCAAUCCUUGCCGUCAAUCCUUAAUCUUGCAAGAACCAAUCCAGUCAGAGUCUCCUAAAAUCAGAGACUCUCUAAGGAAGAGCAUAGCUCUUUCUUCAUCAUGUCUCAGGAAUCAGAAUAGCCUGGCGCAGAGCAUAAGAUCUGUGUGUCUUGCAGAGAGCCAACAUGUCAGGUCAUCUUUACGAGGAAGCAAGAUAUUCACAGGCUCUACAGAAUCUCUAGCUGCAAGUCUGAGGAGAGGCUUGGAUAUUAUUGACAGUCCGCUGAACCCUGCAUCAAACCGAUGCUCAGUUUCCUUGUCUUCUGAUAACUUGACCAUGCAACCUUCCACAGAGAUACUACUGGAUGAUAAACCUCUAUCACCACUCUGUCCUUCCUGCAGACAGAAAUCUGAGAACAGCUAUACUGUUCUUCGCAGCUCUAAAUUAUCAAGUGUAGUUGAGAAAGAUGGAAAUCAACAAAGGGAAGGGGUUACUGAGAAGCAGAAAGAGCUUGAAAGUCUAUGCACAGAGCAAGCAGCCAAGAUUGAACAGCUAACUCGCCUGUUAGAGCAACACAAGCUUCAAACUGAGAAUGAAACAGAAGAACUUGUGGGAGCAAGUAAUGGAGAACGACUUCCUUCAGCAAAUGAAAACCAGCUUCUCAGCUGCAAUGAUGUUGUUGAGCGUGACCAAGCAGAAGUCAUAAUUGAAAAGUAUGAAGUAAAACAAAUCCCAGAGGAGGACUCCAAAAAGACAAACUUUGAUAUUGGUGAGAAAGAGGCAUUACUGAAAGAAAUUGAAGAUCUGAAAAGCAAGUUGCAGAGGCCUUUAACCAUGUCCACCGAUGAACUGAGAUCAUCUUUGUUAGCCCGAUCGUUUCAACUCCGUAACAAGAAUGCUGAAAAUGAUAUCGAGGAAGAAAGACUUAGGUGCACAGAAAUGGAAAGCGAGUGGAUAUCACUGACCGACGAGCUCAGAGUUGAGAUUGAAACACAACGUUCACGCGCAGAGAAAGCUGAAGCAGAGCUUAAACAAGAGAAACUAUCUACUGAGGAGUUAGAGGAUGCUCUUCAUAGAGCUGUUCUUGGUCAUGCCAGGUUUGUUGAACACUACACAGAGCUACAAGAGAAGUACAACGACUUGGGUUCGAAGCACAAAGCAACGGUGGAAUGGAUAACAGAGUUGAAGAAGGCAGUAUCGAAGGCUGGGAAAAAAGGUUGCGGUUCUCGUUUCGCCAAGUCACUUGCUACUGAGCUCUCGGCACUUAGAGUAGAAAGAGAAAGAGAAAGGGAUUUAUUGAAAAGGGAAAACGUAAGCCUCAAGAUUCAACUAAGAAAUACUGCAGAAGCUGUUCAUACUGCUGGAGAAGUUCUUGUUCGACUCAGAGAAGCCGAACAAUCAGCAUCAACUGCCGAGGAAAAGUUCAAUGAAGUAGAAGAACAAAACGAGAAGCUAAAGAAGAAAAUGGAAAAGCUGAAGAGGAGACACAAGUUGGAAGUGGCAACAAUCAAGCAGAAUCUAAAGCAAAACACAUUGCCAGAUUCUGCAUUACAGCCACUGCAUCAGAGAAACUCGGCUAUUGAAGAAGGUAUGUAG
This is a messenger RNA of Arabis nemorensis, 3342 nucleotides long. NCBI's taxonomy places the organism in Eukaryota, Viridiplantae, Streptophyta, Magnoliopsida, Brassicales, Brassicaceae. The record is from the annotation of a GenBank genome assembly.